CUCUGCAGCAAAUGUGCAGCUCGCGCGUUGUUGCUGCCGCAUGGGUCCACCGUGUCCUUCUGUUACGUGCCGAGAGAGACGGCUGCCCGGUGAGAAAUGUGCCUAGCGUUCGCUUUCAGAUCGACCCGGCGUGCUGACUCACGGCGCACGCAUCCCCGGCGCCGUUUUCUCAAAGCCCGCUGCGGCGCAACUGAACCAACGUGGUCCUUAUUUCUGGAAGCAGUGCCAUGGGUAACGCGAGCCAGCCCGUGGACUACGUGUCGGGCGUGCCGGCGGUGCGGGCCUUCUUCUACUGCGUGUACGCGCUCGUGUUCGCCGUGGGCAUCUCGGGCAACGCGCUCGUGUGCUUCGUGGUGGCGCGGCAGCGGGCCAUGCACACGGUGACCAACCUGUUCAUCGCCAACCUGGCGCUCUCCGACAUCCUGCUGUGCGCGCUCGCGGUGCCCUUCACGCCGCUGCACCAGUUCGUGGGCGCCUGGCCGCUGGGCGCCGCGCUCUGCCGCCUGGUGCCGUACGCACAGGGCGUCAGCGUGUACGUGUCCUCGUUCACGCUCACGGCGAUCGCGGUGGACCGCUUCGUCGUCAUCAUGCACCCGUUCCGCGGCCGGCUGCGGCUGCCCGUGUGCGGCGCCCUGGUUGGCCUCGUGUGGCUCGCCGGCGGCUUGCUCACGCUGCCGUACGGCCUCUUCAUCGGCCUGGGCGGCGGCUUCUGCGAGGAGCGCUGGCCCUCCGAGCGCAGCCGGCGCGCCUUCAGCCUGUGCACCAGCGCGCUGCAGUUCGGCCUGCCGUUCGCCGUCAUCAGCUUCUGCUACAUGCGCGUCUGCUGCAAGCUGGGCGCGCGCGCGCGGGCCAAGCCCGGCGCCAAGUCGGCGCAGCGGGAGCAGCUGGAGCGGCGGCGCACGCGGCGCACCAACCGCAUGCUGGUCUCGAUGGUGGCCAUAUUCGGCGCCUGCUGGCUGCCGCUCAACCUGUACAACCUGGCCGUCGACUUUUCGGUGCGCGCAGCCAGCUGGCAGUUUGCGAACGCCUUCUUCUUCCUGGCGCAUGCGAUCGCCAUGAGCUCGACCUGCUACAACCCUUUCCUCUACACCUGGCUCAACGACAGCUUCCGCAAGGAGUUCAAGGCCGUGCUGCCGUGCUUCGCGAGCCGUCGAGCCGAAGCGCCCGCCGUGCGCUACGUGUGCAGCGGCGACGCCGUCAAGCUCUGAAUAAAGCCGGUGGACGAGUGCAAGUCAAGCGGUGUCAGUGCAGACAUUCAAUACGUGAAACAAUGGCUACUUUCAUGUGUUGCUGCAAACCUGUGUUGCUGCAUGACCCGCACAGGGAGGUUAGGCAGUUCGUGAAAGAGACGCGCAUGCAGACAAGCGCUCCUCUUUUCGAAUGUCUUCAUUUUUACGUGCACUGCCAUCGUAGGCUUAGCCGCAUUGCUAGGAGUCCACGUUCUCAGCAGUAUGGCUUCCUAAUAUGGUAACCGCGCAUUCCGCAACAAAACAGCGCGGCCUUUUUUAUUUUUUGCACUGCACUAAAGCAUCUAAACGUUCACAGGGAACAAAGCUCACCUGCGGCUGCACGAGCUUCUCGAACUCGACGGCGAACGCGCCUUGUAAUUAAGCCGGCGCUUUUGUUAACUGCGGUCAAGUUCGACCUCCGACGUCCAACGGGCGAAAGAGGCAAAUGAAGCUAUCUGCUUUGAAAGUUUAGGGCUAUUUGAUUUCUCAACCGAAUUAGGUGUCCGUAAAAGCAUGGGAUGGUGAACGUUACAGGAGCAAUGUCAGGCCCCGGUCGUGGGCAAAGCCUGGCUUGCUCAUUUCGCCUCGGCUUCACGCUUACUCCAGUAAUGCCACCCUAGGAAGGGUGGUGGUUUGGGCUAGUUGGUUUUCCAUGAUGUGCACGGAGCAGGAGAAAGGGAAACAGAAAAGACGAGCGCUUGCUGCCUACUGAAAUUCUAUUGUUUGAUACAGCAGUUCAUAUAUAGCAGAGGGAAUGAAAUAUGCGAAAUGUGACAUAAACCAGAGAUACCGCCCACUGUUCGCGCCGACGUUGUCUGGAAACACCCCUUUGCGACAAGGGUGGCUCACUUCCUUCACGUGCCAUGCUAGCUGCUUCGAAAUUCAUGCGCCUGCGGUCGUGCAUGUGCGUGAAAAAUUACUUGAACGCAGGGGCGCUGCAACACAGGGCUGGAAAACCUUCCUAACAUUGUCAACACGCUCUCGCAGGCGAUCCUUUGAAUGUCUGCUCGUCUGGCUAUCAUGCGGCACAGCUCAAGGGGAUUCUGUACACGACCCCCCAUUCCGCCUGUAGCAGCUUCACACGGGGCAUUUUGUUUCUUGAUAGCUUCUCCUUGAUGGUGAACAAAGCUUGUGUGGUGUAGAAGAAACUACGCCAACCCGCUCAGCGAUCUUUCUUUUUAAGUUGAUGGGUGACUUGAUGUUUCUACGGAAUCACCGCGGCCUUCCGGUCCUUUUCUGCGGCGACAGUGAAGCUACGGUGUAGGCGGAAUGAGCGUGGGGCGACGUGUGCAUCACUUUUACUCAAACACACUUCAAGGAUUCCUAAGAAAUGAACCGAGCGAAUUCUAGAACUACCUUAAACCUAAGGCAUCAAGCGAUCCCUAAGUGUCGCCCGAAACUAGCAAACAAAGCGCUAAUUCACUAAAUAACUAUUUUUCUUCUAUCUUCACAACUGACCAUGGGAAACUACGUCAAAUUGACAUCACCGUUAACAGCACACUAAGCCCCCUCACGGAGGCCGGAGUAUUGAACCUUCUCCUAAACCUGGACACAAUAAGAGGGCCAGGCCCGGACAAAAUACCCAACGCUUUCUUGAAACGCAGAAUGGAUGACCAAGUACCUUUGUAUAAUAUUUAACAAAUCAUUAUCAUCUGUUCUUCCUCAGGAUUGGAAAUCUGCAAAAGUUGUCCCAAUACAGAAAUCAGGCUGCAAAGACGACCCGUCCAACUUUCGGCCGAUUUCGUUUACGAGUACCGUGCGCAAACUUCUACAACACAUCAUACUAAAACAUAUAACCGUUUUCUUAGAAAACGAGAGUAUCAUAUCGCCAUAUCAACAUGGCUUUCGCAGAGGCCUUUCUACAAUCACUCAACUACUGGAACUAACCCACGACAUAUCAUUUAAUAUCGACCAACACAGACAAAGGGAUCUCAUCCUACUCGAUUUCUCGAAGGCAUUUGAUCGGGUAUCACACAAAAAGCUCAUAAGAAAACUGGAGAUUACAUUAGGUACAGGCCCCAUAAUUGACUGGAUUUGCGACUAUCUUACUAACCGUACCCAGUUUGUGGAAGUGAACGGAUCGAUUUCCCAGACAGCCCGGGCAACAUCGGGAGUCCCCCAAGGAAGCGUUCUGGCUCCCCUUUUAUUUCUAAUUUUUAUUAAUGACCUACUCGCAAAAAUCACAGGAAACAUUAGGCUAUUUGCAGGCGACUGCAUUCUUUAUCGAAAUAUUAACUCGCAUGAUGACCACAUAACAAUAAAUGACGACUUGAAAUCUGUGUCUAACUGGUGUACCCACUGGUAGAUGACCAUCAAUACUAAGAAAUCUGCUCUUCUUUCAAUCACCAGGAAAAAAAGUAACUCGAACAUUAUGUAUACCAUUAACGACGUGCCACUAAUACGAGUUCAUGAACACAAGCACCUCGGAUUAACGUUAACAGCACGACUUCAAAUGAAACUCUCAUAUAAAUAACGUUACAGCGACUGCAAUGAAACGCCUUUUCUUUCUUAGAAGACACCUCCGACUAGCACCACCCGAUAUAAAACUUUUGGCUUACAAAAUUUUCGUCAGGUCAGUCCUUGAGUACGUACGCAAAUAUUAUCUGGUUCCCAUACACUAAACAAAUAAUUAAAAAACUAGCAGAUGUACAAAGUAAAGCUCUACGGUAUGUAUACAAUAAACAUAAAUUAACAGACUCGCCCACCGAACUACUUAACCAAGCCGGAAUCCUAACAGUACAAAACCGAGCUGUACUAGCCCGUUCUAAACUUAUGUACCAGCUCUUACACAACAAGCUUAAUAUUGAUACCUCUAGUUACAUGUCUACAAAUGAAACACGGCCACCGCGACAUAAUAACACACAAACACUCAAUGAGCAUUCUUUUCAUAACGAUUGCUUUAAAAUUCAUUCUUUCCUUUAGCGAUAAGAGAGUAGACUAAACUGAGUGAAUCCAUUAGUAACAGCUCCUCAUUAGAUACAUUUGCUAAUUCAGUGGAAAAACAUGUUGCCUUACAGCUCUGAUUUACAUACUCAGGUCUGUUACCGAUCUUCAUAGCCUAACACUUUAAUCUAUGAGAGUUCUUUUUGUAUGAUGCAUUAUACGCAUGACUGCAUUCUGUUUCUCAUGUUCAUUGGGUAUUUUAUAUCACAUGUAUGUUCAGGUGUAUUUUUUUCUUUCUCUUGUUUGGUUUCUUCUUUUCUCAGAUUCUUCUUCGUUAUAGUACAUUGUACCCAAAUAUUGCAUUUGUGAUGAAGUACUUAAUUCUUUUGUUUAGCGAAGCCAAAGCCUUAUGAUUAUAUGACACACUUAUGAUUAUAUAAUAUAUUUAUAGUCUUUGUUCGCAAAUACUACUAUAUGUACUUGCCCUUCCUGUUAUAAUCCCAUGAGGGAUUGACAGCAUGUGAAAUAAAUAAAUAAAAUUAAUGAACUUGUCAAAUAUUAUAAUUAAAUGAAGAAUGUCAAUGAGAAAAUUGUAGAGCAACAUGAAAAAUUCCCGCUACAGCUUUCUGUUGCUCAAUACGUGCUGCAUAAAAGUGUUUCUCCGAGCGUGAAAGAGGUCCGCGAAUGCACGCAAAAUGCCUAGAGUGGGCAGUGGCGCAACAAUUCUGCAUGGAUUCGCGUACAUGCGAAAAACACGUUUAUGCAGCACGUAUUCAGCAACAGAAAGCUGUAUCGGUAGUUGUUUAUGUUGCUCUACAAUUUUGUUAUUGACACUUUCAUCUAAUUAUAAUAUUUGAGAAGUUCAUUAACUAAUUUAGA
This is a messenger RNA of Dermacentor andersoni, 4991 nucleotides long. Its product is annotated as prolactin-releasing peptide receptor-like. The record is from RefSeq and is a predicted model, not a curated record. Gene Ontology annotation, cellular component: plasma membrane; neuron projection. NCBI's taxonomy places the organism in Eukaryota, Metazoa, Arthropoda, Arachnida, Ixodida, Ixodidae. Gene Ontology annotation, molecular function: neuropeptide binding; neuropeptide Y receptor activity. Gene Ontology annotation, biological process: G protein-coupled receptor signaling pathway.